Messenger RNA from Protopolystoma xenopodis, 393 nucleotides. The record is from the annotation of a GenBank genome assembly. Lineage: Eukaryota; Metazoa; Platyhelminthes; Monogenea; Polystomatidea; Polystomatidae.
AUGCAUCUGCUACACAGCAUCAUCUGCCUGACAGUACUCUGCCUCGCUACGAUCGCUAGUUCUCCGGCGACCUUCUCCGUCUCGCGGAAUUCAGGACAUUUGUCCACUCAAUCAUCGCCUCUGCGUAACUCUCCCAAUGCUGAACUGUUGUCACAGCUCUUCCAGGACCCUCGAGUGCUGAACUGUCUCGACAGGAAUUGCGACUCGCCCAUGCAAGCCUGCGAAUGGUCUUGCAAUCGAACUGACCAUUCGGAAGGGAUGAACAAUGAUGCUGCCGACGAUGAUGCUCCUCUGGAUCCGGUCUGGACACGGGAAACGCGCGGUUCAUGCCUGAGGCAUUGCAGACGGCGAGCUGAGGAGUGCAUUUACGGUUGCAUCGCCCGGAUCUUUUGA